CAAGAAAUGUCAGACGCGGAAGAAGGAGGUGUCGGCAUCCCCUUGAUGGAACCUUUGUCGCCAUCGACGUCACCCGAGCCCCAGACUCGUCCCUCUGGAUCCAAGCGCAAGCGUGAAGACGGAGACGAAGACGAAGCACCAGCUACACAAACCAAGGCCGCAAAGCGCAAGAAGGCCAAGAAUGCAAAGAAGGCAAAGCAGCCCAAGGAUAUUGAGGAAGACGCCCUGGAUCUCGAGGCUGGAGUCAACCAUGCUAUUGCCCACAUGGACAGCCAGUUGCUUGCCGACCACGUUGCCCAGCGCACCAAGCGUUUCCACAACGAGUUGAGCGACAUGGAGUUGGAGGACAUGCACAUACCAUCACACGCCAUCGUAGAUACCACAUCCUGGGACCAACCACGCAACCUGGAGAACCUACCCGCCUUCAUCGAGCAAUUUAAAGACGAGAGACGAAGCGACAAGCCAGGAAAGACCCUCUCAGACUCGGUCAAGCAAAAGUCAACACCACACACAAUCGUCAUUGCUGGCUCUGGAAUCCGAGCUGCCGAAUUGACAAGAUCGCUGCGCAAGUUCCAGACCAAGGACUCUUUCAUCGCGAAGCUGUUUGCCAAGCACAUUAAACUGCAAGAUGCUAUCAAGAUGGUAAAGGAGUCAAAACUUGGUAUGGGUGUGGGUACACCUCAGAGACUGAUUGAUCUGUUCGACGAUGGUAAGUUUGAGCAUGUUGCAAAGUCUGCGGUGGAUGCUAACGAUCUCAANGGCGCUCUAUCGGCCGGCAGACUUGAGAGAAUCAUCAUUGAUGCUUCACAUAUUGAUUCGAAGAAGCGCGGAAUUCUUGACAUGAAAGAUACGGAAAGCCCCUUGAUCAAGCUGUUGACAAGACCCAGCUUCAAGGAGAAGUACAAUGAGGACAAGAUGAAGAAGAUUGAGCUCAUCUUCUACUGA
Molecule: messenger RNA, 945 nt
Organism: Aureobasidium uvarum
Lineage: Eukaryota; Fungi; Ascomycota; Dothideomycetes; Dothideales; Saccotheciaceae
Source: the annotation of a GenBank genome assembly